This is a messenger RNA of Cotesia congregata, 1007 nucleotides long. The record is from the annotation of a GenBank genome assembly. Lineage: Eukaryota; Metazoa; Arthropoda; Insecta; Hymenoptera; Braconidae.
AUGUACAAACAAAUGGCGAACAAUUUUUUUGGUGAAGACAAUUUGCAGGUUAACUCAUUAACGGAAAUAUCGCACAGAGAAAGGCGGCUUAUUAAUCCAGCAAUUUAUGCCGAAUCUUUGAGUAGUUUUCAAGGGGAAAAUUUGGAUCUUGAUUUACAAAAUGGUGGAGAGCUUAGAAAAUGCGACUUAAUCGACGGACUUGCUGGUUUGUCAGUAGAAGAUCCUUGUGUUUAUAAUUCUAAUUGCAACUCUUAUAGUAAUUAUAACUAUAACAAUUACAAUUAUAAUAAGCAUGAAUUAUUGAAUACUUAUCGCUGCAAUUCAUUGAGUUCAUUAACGUCCUCAAGACCAUCGGUAAAUUCUUCAAAGACUAGAUCUACGCGAACAGAGCGACGCGGCAAGAUUAUUAAUGACUUUAAUGCUGAGCAAGAAGAUGAAGAAGUUCAGAGGUACUCAGUAAAUGGUUACAAGGUUGUACAAAUAUCAACAUCUUUGCCAAAUUGCACUUCAAAGCGCCCUCGGUCUUCGGAAAAGAAACUAGCUUACGAUCAAUGGAUCGAGAGAAAGAGAAGCGAACUUUUGGAACAAAAGAAGAAAAUUGCGGAGAUUGAAGAACAAAAAAGGAUUCAGGAAGAAAAAUUGCUAAAAGAAAAAGAAGAACGUGAGAGAAAAGAAAAAGAGAGUUUCGAAGCCUGGGUUGGGAAGAAAAAGCAGGAUGAUUUAAAGAAGAAAUUGAUCAAGGAAAAGGAACUGGAGAUGGAAGCAAGGUUGAAGGAGAUUGAGGACAAAACUGUGAUUGCUAAAGAAAUUUGUCUAAAGCACUGGUGUAGGAAAAAGGAGAAACAAAUCGAAGCACAGAAAAGUGAGGAGAAGUUGAAAAUUCAAGAGGCUGAAGCUGAUAAGAAGAUGAGACUCGUGAAAAGUGUGGAAGCUUUUGAAAAAUGGCGCGUUAAAAGUAAAAAGUGUCCAAAACCUGCUACUCAAGGUCUUUUACGUAAGUGAUUAAG